This is a messenger RNA of Phialemonium atrogriseum, 1013 nucleotides long. RefSeq lists its product as uncharacterized. The record is from RefSeq and is a predicted model, not a curated record. Lineage: Eukaryota; Fungi; Ascomycota; Sordariomycetes; Cephalothecales; Cephalothecaceae. The coding region runs from base 221 to 790 and encodes 189 amino acids. The transcript has 4 exons.
GUCUCGCUAUCCUUGAUGGCAUUCUAAUUAUACCACUGAUCAACCAGCAGCACGGACAGCGGUCUCAUCGACAUUGUCCUGUCCAACUCUUUCCAAUCAUGACUCCGAAGUGAGACACCGGGUUUAAAAGGCGAUAUCCUCUUCUGAUUCAACUCUUACCCUCUCAACCUCCUUACAAUUCGACAUUUAUUAGUCACAUAAAUCACCACACUCAUCUAGCAUGCAUCUCACUACCUUGCCCACAAUAUCUCUCGCUGUCGCGAACUUGGCCGCCGCCAAUCCUCUUCACCAAGUCUCUCGCUCAACCGAAAACAGUUCUGGAGCAUCCACGUACGCCGCCGAUGAUAAUUUAGGGCAGAAGAUCCUCGCCAAGGCGCAAGAGGCGGAAGGGACGCCAUAUGUCUGGGGCGGCGGAUCCUGCUCCGGCCCAACUGGCAGUCCUACGGCAGGUUAUGACUGCUCUGGUCUCGUGAGCUGGGCUGUGUGCCAGGUGACGGGGCGGAAUCUGUUCGAUGAAGGGUUGCGCGUCACUUACUCUAUGUACUGCGCCUCCGAAACCGCGUUGAAGUAUAAGAAGGUGCCGUACGCUGAGCGCCGCGCUGGCGAUGCCGUCUUCUUUGGCGGCGAAUGCGACUGCAGCAAUGACCCAUCAGGGGUGCACCACGUCGGCCUUAUGCUUGGUGAUGGUACCAGCAUGUGGAAUGCGUUGAAGACGGGAACCAACGUCCGCGCGGAUGAUUUUAGCACCUGGGAUGAAGACCCUUGCCCAUAUGUUGUUCGGUUUUCGUGAAACUGGGUUGUCUCCAGUCUGGGGGUAAUACUGUGCAAGCAAAAAGCCCUGACUAACCCCCUAUGCAGCUUCUUCGACUUCGCUAGUACAGAUACAAAUUAGCGCUUGCUUCUCCUGAAUUGGCAAAAUGAAUAAGCAAAAAUCACCUAUGUUACGUAAUUCCAGCGUCAUCACCAAGCUCACAGCACCCAAAAUCGGGGCGGAUUUUCUCCCCACGACCUAC